CCCCUGACUUCAGUGGCUCCCGGGGCAGGACCAUGGGACUAGUAGGACUUCUCAAUGGAAAGAAGACUAGUUUUAAAUAUUUUCUAAAGACACCGGUUAACAAAACGGACACACCGACUACUCUGGAUACGUUAUUAUACAGUUUUUAGUGUAUUUUUCCCUCAUUGGUAGCACAAUUUAAGCUAAAACCGUUGUUGUUUUUGCGCUCUGUUUUUUUUCCUCAAAGUAAUUUCCUGUUCAUGACCGGGGGCGAGAGUUUGCACGCUUGUUUGUCGUCCCGUACGUGUUUCGAAGUAAUGGGAAAUUUAAAGUGAGCGUUUAAAAAGCCCGACCGCGUUUCCUGAAGUUGGGAGCGGAUAACCUGGGAUGACUGCAGCCGCCUCCUUUGGAUAAGACAACACACUGACUUGGACCCACGCUAUGGGCAACAAAGGGAACCUCUCAACAACUGGGCUAGUUAUUUAGCUACCAGGGAGGAUACUCGGCAUUUGAAAUGUGGUAGAUUUGCAGAGCUGGGAGGAAAUGGAAGCCGAUGCCAGCAUGGAAAGGGAAUUCUAAAUGAGUCGUUUUCCAAACAAAGAAGGACACCUCCGUCGGACUGAACACCGCCGAGCAAAGGGAAAGCCUUGCGAGAAAUGGAGGAGGAAGGCUGGCUUGAGCCAAACAACAUACUUGCAAAGGUCUCAUUCUUCUUUGCCCGGUUCUAGCAACAUCUACCCGCCCGCCGUUUCUGUUAUCAAAACAUUGUUUCCUUCGCCGGUGCUGCAGUGCUUUUCUGGUCGCGUGUGAAUUAAAAAUGAGGGUGGAUCGUUUGCAGUUGUUUGGGAUUUUGCUGCUGCUGAGCGGCUGCUGUGGCUCGGCGGCAUCAUCCGCGUGCAAAUCGUUUGAUGAAAACUCGAAAAGCGGUGGGAAAAUCGUGCCGUCCUACAAGAAAGUGGUCUGCAGCAACAUGGAGCUCCAUCAGGUGUUGCCCCCGGACUCUCUCUCUUUCCCGAACAGAACAGUGACACUAAUUUUAAGCAACAACAAGAUUCAAGAACUCAGAAAUGGAUCCUUCUUUGGAUUAUUUGCUUUGGAAAAAUUGGACCUGCGGAGUAACAUGAUCAGUCAUAUUGAACCAGGAGCUUUUCUUGGCUUGCCAGCACUAAAGCGACUAGACCUGGCCAACAACAGCAUCAGCUGUCUUAACAGCGACAUCUUCAAAGGUCUAUCCAGUCUGAUCCGACUAAACCUUACGGGGAACAUGUUCUCUUCAUUGGCUCAGGGGACCUUUGACAGCUUGGUGUCUCUGAAGGCGCUGGACUUCAAGACACCUUACCUGCUGUGUGACUGCAACCUUCUCUGGCUGCUGCGCUGGAUCAAAGACAGGAAAAUCUCUGUGAGGAACACAGAGUGCUCCUACCCACAGUCUCUACAGGGUCAAUCAAUUACCUCCAUCAGGCCGGAGCUCUUUACAUGCGACGCUCCACUUGAGCUGCCCUCCUUCCAGCUGACCCCAUCCCAGCGGCAGGUCGUCUUUCAGGGGGACAGCCUGCCGUUCCAGUGUCAGGCCUCCCUCGUGGCAGAGGACAUGCAGGUGCUGUGGUACCACAGGGGCCACAUGGUCAAGCCUGACGCCACUCAAGGCAUCUUCAUUGAAAAGCGCAUUGUGCAGAACUGCUCGCUGAUUGCCAGUGCAUUGACCAUCUCAAACAUCCAACCUGGUUUUACGGGCAACUGGGAGUGUCGGGUCAGGACAAGCAGGGGAAACACCACCAGGACGGUCCACAUUGUGGUGCUGCAAAGUUCAGCCAAGUACUGCGUCCCUGAACGUGUCUCCAACAACAAGGGAGAGUUCAGGUGGCCACGCACCUUAGCAGGGAUCAGAGCCUACCUGUCCUGCAACCGACUGCCAUCAAGCGGAAGCACGUACUCGGGCAGCUCCAGUGAAGAGCAACGGGCUUGGCGUUACUGUGAUCGCGAGGGCCAGUGGGCAGAAGAGGAUUAUUCCCGCUGCCAGUUUCAGAAGGAUGUCACAAGAUUCCUCAAUGUCAUCAACCAGAUGCCUCUAAAUGAGAGCAAUGUGGUGACUAUAGCUCAACGCCUGUUUGUCUACACGAAGGAUGCUGCCAACUUCUCAGACAAGAUGGAUAUCAUCUUUGUGGCUGAGAUGAUCGAGAAGUUUGGGAAGUUUGUUGAGAAGUUUAAAGACCUGGGUCAGGUGAUGGUCAGCAUGGCCAGUAACCUGAUGCUGGCUGACGAGAGGGUGUUGUCGAUGGCUCAGCGUGAAGCCAUGGCCUGCUCCCGCAUCAUCGCCUGCCUCCAGAAGAUUGCCGCUUACCGCCCAGCUACACCUCAGGCCUUCCCCCUGACCUCCCCUAACAUUGCACUGGACGUCCACUUUAUCAAGGUCAGUGACUGGAAUGGUAUGUCCUGCGUGUUAUUGCAGAGGACCAUCCCUGAGCGCCCCCUCGGCCAGGACCGCCAGCUCACCUUCAAAUGUAACACGAGCAGCUCGUUUUCCAGCAUCUUUUACAAGAGCACUGCAGCGGAGGCUUCCUUGCAAUUUCCCCAGUCUCUCCUUACUGAGGCUGUACCUCCUGGGCAGCCAGAGGACACGGUCUACAAGCUCCACCUACUUGGCUUCCACAAUGGCAAGUUUUUUCCAUCCACUGGCAACUCCUCCCAACUCGCUGAUGGAGGGCGGAGGAGAAGUGUAGCCACACCUGUCAUCAUGGCCAAGAUAGAUGGCAUGACUCCACGCGUCCUGAAGACCCCUGUUAAUGUCACCCUGCGCCUGUUUGCCCGCGGCUCAGAUGCUGUGUCCGCCUGCUGGAACUUGAGCCAGGCGGGAGGUCAGGGAGGAUGGCAGAGCGACGGCUGCCGCAUAUUAGACCAUCACGACAAUUUCACAACCAUAUCAUGCAACUCUCUGGGCAACUACGGCCUGCUUAUGGAUCUCAGCGCUAUGGAAUAUUCCUCGCCAAGCAUCAAGCCACUGCACCCAGUUAUCUACGCCACCACUGUCAUACUCCUCCUGUGCCUGGUCACCAUUAUUAUAAGCUAUAUCUACCAUCACAGGUCUGUCCGAGUGAGCCGGAAGUUUUGGCACAUGUUGAUCAACCUCUGCUUCCACAUCUCCCUCACCUGUGGGGUUUUUAUAGGUGGCAUCAAUCAGACGCGAUUCUCAAGCGUCUGUCAAGCAGUGGGCAUUUUGCUGCACUACUCCACUCUCGCUACCACUCUCUGGGUGGGUGUGACUGCAAGGAACAUUUACAAACAAGUGACACGCAAGGCCAAACGCUACGAGGAGCUGGACGAGCCGCCGCCACCGCCGCGGCCAAUGCUGAGGUUCUACUUAAUUGGCGGAGGGAUACCCAUCAUAGUCUGUGGGAUCACUGCUGCAGCAAACAUCAAAAACUACGGCAGCCAGAUCAAUGCGCCAUAUUGCUGGAUGGCGUGGGAGCCGAGUAUCGGAGCAUUUUAUGGCCCGGUAGUUUUUAUCAUCUUUGUGGACUGCAUGUACUUCCUCAGCAUCCUGCUGCAGCUGCGCCGACACCCUGAGCGCCGUUACGAGCUCAAAGAGCCAACCGAAGAGCAGCAGCAUCUGGCUCCGGCCAACACUGAGGUUGGGCCCGAUGCUCCCGGCAGCCACUGCCACCCCCUCACCCUCCAGCUUCAGCCACAUGAGGCAUCCUCUUCAUUAGUGUUUCCCCCCCACACUGUGCCACUGUCGGCUCUGGAGAACGAGCACACUUUCGCUGGCCAGUUGAUGGGUGCAGCGGGGGCAUUGGGGCUGUACGCAGCCCUGUGGGUGUUCGGCGCCAUGGCAGUAUCGCAGGACCACCCCUUUGAUUUAGCUUUCACCUGCUUGUUUGGGGUGGCGGCGCUGGCGCUCGGGGCCUUCAUGGUUGCUCAUCACUGCGUCAAUAGACAAGAUAUGAGGCGCCAUUGGUCCCAGGUCUGUUGCUCCGGGAGACGAGCGUACUCCACACAGGAGGACACCCUUCUGCCUCAGCCAGGCGUGGCGAUGAUAUCUACGACAGGAUCUGACAACAAGGCGGAUGGGGAGUCAGCCAAGUGCGGCCACAGCAGCGCGGACUCUUCCUAUACAAACAAGAGCGCCCCAAGCAUGCGCAACUCCGCCCACGGCAGCAAGCUGACCAAUCUCCACGCGGAGGCUGCACAGUGCAAGUCAGCGUCAGCAUCAGCGGCAGCCAAUGGCGCUGCUAUUUUGGACAACAGCCUGACCGAGCAUUCACUAGACAAUGAAAUCAAAAUGCACGUGUCACCGCUCGAGGUGCAGUUCCACCCCGUGAACAACGCGAGCAACCCAGCCGCCACCGUCGCCGCCACCGCCAACGGCCACAUAAGCAGGCAUCACAAAAACAGAGCGCGCACGCACAGGGCGAGUCGGCUCACCGUGCUGCGAGAGUACGCCUAUGACGUGCCUACCAGCGUGGAGGGCAGCGUGCAGGGCAGCGUGCAGAGCACCCCCCACAGGAGACACCAUCACUACGACAUGGCAGCUCGCAACAGCCGACGAGCGGCCUACAUGGCGUACAGGGAGCGGCAUCAGAGCCAGCUGCAACAGGACAGCAGCGACAGCGCCAGCCUGCCGCGGCGCUCCCGCUACUCAGAUAAAGGAGGCGGCAGCACGCUGGGGAAAGGAUCUGUGGUAACCGUAGAGACUGAGCAGUCGGUUACUGCGGCAGGGUCGAGCUCAAGUAAAGACUCUGCUUCUGCAAAGCAGCCUGGCAGCACGGGACUGGAAAGCCACCCUAAGUCUUAUGGGCUGAACCUUAUCACUCACAACGGUGGCACGCUUAAAGAGAAUGGACAGGCAGUGGCUGUAAUUAAAACGGACAGUGCAGCCGCAAUAAAGACCGGCUUGUGGAAACAUGAAACUACUGUGUAGCAACCGUUUCCGUGCCAAAGACUGCAUAAUAAUGUGCUCACAACUUUAAGCUGUGAAUGUCUGGUUUAGUUGUUUGAUUGUACUUUUUUUUUUUCCUUGAAAAAAGAAAAAAAUUGGAAAAUAGUAGCCGAAUUAUGGCCAAUGAACUGACUUUGUAGAUAUGUUUCUGUAAAUGUUCUAUUUUUAUAACUUUUAAUCCACCACUUUGAGAGUUUUGUACAUGAAACCGCAUGGUCUGAGCUGUGUGGCCCUGUGCGUACCGUUAACCUGGAGCCUUUCCCCCCCGUUUUCUAGUUUGUUCCAACAAUAAUUAAAACAAAAGUUCCAUUUACCUAA
Oreochromis aureus is the source of this 5233-nucleotide messenger RNA. RefSeq names its product adhesion G protein-coupled receptor A3 (gene adgra3). Lineage: Eukaryota; Metazoa; Chordata; Actinopteri; Cichliformes; Cichlidae. The record is from RefSeq and is a predicted model, not a curated record. The transcript has 19 exons. Gene Ontology annotation, cellular component: plasma membrane; external side of plasma membrane. Gene Ontology annotation, molecular function: protein binding; G protein-coupled receptor activity. Gene Ontology annotation, biological process: cell surface receptor signaling pathway; G protein-coupled receptor signaling pathway. The coding region runs from base 797 to 4897 and encodes 1366 amino acids.